GGUUGAAUUUCCUAUCUGAUUCUGCUCGUCGACUCGUACAAAUGGUCGUACGAGUGUGUACGAAUUACUUGUAAUAACACGACAUAAUUGUGCGGAGGUUUUUUUUUCAUUAUAAUUACAACGGUUAUAAUUUAUAUACAGUGAUGGGUAUAAAUAAUGUUUAUAAAUUGCAACGUAACGCAUGCGAAUUAGGUUAUAAAGACAACAAUGUGUCAUAAGACUUCUUUACAUCUUCAAUGUGGCAGAAAUUAUUUGACGUUUUAAUGUUAUCGAUGGAGACCAAAGUGACGAGUAAGACAAGCAGCUUGAAGGCACUCUUGCUGCGAGCGUGGAGGGAACGUUGGAGCGAUUUACAAUGGGGUAUUAAUAUCAAAACUAUUCUUCCAAGAGGGGUAAGCGGAGAUGUAUAUAACUUAGCUGACUGUAUAUUACAACAAGCAUUAGUGGGACCAGGACCUAAUCAAUUAGUAUUAUCUUAUUUAAAACAUUCGUUAAGCUCUCAGUUGGUGUCGUAUGCCGCGGUAUUGCAGCGAAUAAGCAAAUACGACGCUUUCCACAAGCCUCACUGCAUCGUGAGUCUGCUGGAAUUCUUAGAAUCUAUACAGGUCGGUAUCACGUGUCGCGGUAAACCGGAGGAGGAUCUUCUGGCGGCGGCGGUUCUCUCCAUCGUUCACUGGCUCUUGCAAUGUUACCUGCACACAUUGUCGAAAGCACCGCAGAACAAUCCUCUGACUCCCCAUCCGAGCGAGCUCAUGGACAAACCCGCCAGCAUCUUGCAGCAGAUGCUGAACUCGGAUUUUCUGCGUGCGAUGAUGUAUCUGGCUAAAUACGACGACGAAGAUUUGUACAUAGAAGUCGUGAAGAAAUGCUCGGAGAUUGAGGCGCUGCUGAAGACCACCGCUCUGAAGUCCAUGGUGCCGAUAGAGGAUUCCCUGAAGCAACUGUACGACCUGGAGAUCGAGAGCUUCUGCCCCGAGAAGACCCGAAUGGAGUCCAUCACUCAUUGCCUGCAGCCGCUCUUCGCCGUUCAGGUGCCGUUGAAUCCCAGCACCGAGACGUCCGUGUUCGUCAACCAGCUGCUGAUGAUACAGAGACUGAAGAGUUACACGAACGCACGGCUCUACUGCGAGAUCAUUCGCGCCUGUCUGAUGUGUCUGCACAAUGUGACCGGGACGUUCAAGGAGUCGCAGUGGGGAGCCUUCACAUUUCUGAAGGUGCCUCUGAUAUUGAAGGAACUGCACCAGGCUAAUUUGAAAAUCGGUGAGGAGAAGUACGAGUACUCGCAGGAUAUUCUCGACGCGUUCGAGCUGUUGCUCCAGUUCACGUCCUUACUCGACAUAAUGGACACUACGUGCUCGUGCAAUUGCGUGGAGUGUCUGCUGAAUGAACUGCAGAAGGUGAACCUCGUCACGGAGAAGCAGGCGAAGCAUCUGAGCACCAGGAGGGAGGGAGUGACGGCGGCUCUGCAAAAGUUGGAGCCUUCGAGUACUCCGAAGUCGUCGAUCCCGAAGGUGAUUAUUCGCGCGGAACCGACCUUAGCCGGGAUUCUCAAGACGCUGAAUGCCGAUUACACGAAAAUCCAGGAGGCAUUGCUGAGUAUGCUGCGUGAGGUCCUCACGGGCAACAGUUUCGAAUUGAUGCUCGCGGUGGCGACCGUGGAGGGCAAGUUGAAGACCUUCGUCACCAAGCUCAUCAAAUUUAACGAAUGCAGCAGGCAAAUCAAUGAACCUGUGCCCGGUAAAACCGCGGUGACGCGAGCGAUGCUGUUCGACAUGUCAUUUCUAAUGCUGUGCUCGAUAGUGCAAACGUAUGGAUCCGAUGUUGUCCUGGAGGAAGGCGGGGACUCGUUUUUCGAGCAAUGGGUGCGCGGUUGCAUGCCGGAGCGGAAUAAGCCGAAGUCGCCGCAGAAGAUGCUGCAGAACGUCGAUCCGGCGCGGGUGGACGCGCUGCUGGCGCAGAUCAAUUCGCCGGACCUCGACUUCAAGUCGAGCAAUCUCAAGUGGCACCUCGCGUGCCAGUCGGCGAUGGGCGCGGUGAAGGAGUUGCUGUGCGCGUGGGAAAGCGGCGUGCUGAGCGCCGGCGACGUCAAACGGGCUCUGGACGGUCUGCGCGCAGCGGCCUGCUGCCUGCCGGUCUGCGCCGCCGCGUGGUUGUGCGCCUACAUGAGCAUCGCCCAACAUAACGCCCUCCUGAAACCCAUGAACAUGGUCCAGCACUUCCUCACGCCGCUACCCGGCGACGAGAUGCAGGACAAUCUUAAGGAAAGAUCCAGCCUGAUGUUCCAAAUUAUUCGGAAAAUGCAAUACGACGUACACCCGCCGACGCAGUCGAAGACAAAGGUGCUUUCAAUGUCCAACAGUAUCAUAUCGCAUCAGCCGAUAUUGGAGCAAUUGGAAGCCGUCUGGCAGAACAUCAAUCAGCGCGGAUGGAUAAACAUACAAGCGACGCAGUCGUUGGAAUCGCUACUAAACACCGGCGGUUCCCUCUGGUUCGUCACAAAUAUCGUCAAGGAUGUGCUAAGGUACCGCUACCAGGAGGAACUCGACCGUGCCGUGGACCUAGCCUUCGCCAUCUUUCAUCUCGACAUAGAAAACUGCACUCUGGACCUGAUAAAUCACAUAAUACCGCAGUACCUGCACAACUCCCUGCAAAGCGAUGAACUCGUGGAGCCGCAGUCGUCCAUCCUGGCGAAGCUGUGCGUGUAUUGUAUAUUCUCCACUCUCGAAUACAUCAAUUCGAAUCCGUACCAGGGGAAUAAUCGGAAACGCGUGCGGCACGACCUCGACACGGACGAACUGGAUACGCUCGGCAUGCCGGCCAACAAACUCCUGAAACUCGGCGAGACCGGCGAGAACGUUCCCAUAUUCGGCUCGCAGAGCUCGCAAAUGCCGGGCGGCACGAACAACGGAAAGAAGUCGUUCGUUCUGCGAGAGCCGCUCAUGACAGCAUUGAACAAUCUGUUUAUUAUAUUCGCCUUCCUCGUCGGCCGAGACAGCGAGGUGUCUCAGCAGACUCACUUCAUACUUCAGUUCCUGCGGCUGACGGUGCAGUGCGGCAAGGAGAGGACUCGCGUUGUGCUGCAAGGGAUGCCGCAAACGCUGGUACCCUGUCUUCUGAAAGCACUACCCGAACUGUUCACGACGGACAUUCUCCUGAGGUUUUACGACAUUAGAACUGUGAUGGGACGCAAGGCGACCGCACGCGACCUGUGCAUGUUGCGGAAUAUCAAUUUGAAGCCCACGAAGUAA
Molecule: messenger RNA, 3248 nt
Organism: Dinoponera quadriceps
Lineage: Eukaryota; Metazoa; Arthropoda; Insecta; Hymenoptera; Formicidae
Gene: MED24
Product: mediator of RNA polymerase II transcription subunit 24
Exons: 12
Coding region: 237-3248 (1003 amino acids)
Cellular component (GO): mediator complex
Molecular function (GO): transcription coregulator activity
Source: RefSeq, a predicted model, not a curated record